ACAUUCAUUGAUAUAAACUAUGUGUCUACAUGUGUUGUGCCCUUACUAAAAUUACCACCCGACUUAUUCAUUAUGGAACUACCACCUUUUGAAUUACUUUAUACUGCAUCAGAUAAACUUGUUGAAUUAGAAACUGCACUUGAAGAAUUAGAUCAGAAUAAAAUUUUCAAAGAUGUUGGUCGACGUAGAAGACAACGAAGAAAUGGUGGAUUAUAUGGUAUAGGAUUUGAAGUAGAAGAUCAAGAUUAUUAUAACCCAGUGAAAAUAUGCUGUGAUAUUGCUUUAUAUACUGAUGAAGAAUAUAGAAAACAUUUAGAUAAUCAUAUUAAAUGUCCUGUGGAAGAUUGUCCAUUUACAUCACAUCAGAAAGUAAUGCGUGUUCAUCAAGAAGUGAUUCAUAACAGUGGUUUGUUUGAUGCAUUGUAUCGUCAAAAUUUCAAUAAGUCAGUAAAAGUUUGGAGAGAAAGCCGUAAACGAAAUUAUCCAACUUUAGAGCGAGUUGAAGCGAAAAAGAAACUUAUUGAACAACGUAUAGAGAGAGGAGAAAUAUUUGAAACACCACAAUUCGGGUAA
Molecule: messenger RNA, 573 nt
Organism: Schistosoma turkestanicum
Lineage: Eukaryota; Metazoa; Platyhelminthes; Trematoda; Strigeidida; Schistosomatidae
Source: the annotation of a GenBank genome assembly